Limanda limanda (common dab) is the source of this 2803-nucleotide messenger RNA. It is a transcript of the gene mtfp1, whose product is annotated as mitochondrial fission process 1. The transcript has 4 exons. Gene Ontology annotation, cellular component: mitochondrion. The record is from RefSeq and is a predicted model, not a curated record. Gene Ontology annotation, biological process: mitochondrial fission. The coding region runs from base 54 to 551 and encodes 165 amino acids. Lineage: Eukaryota; Metazoa; Chordata; Actinopteri; Pleuronectiformes; Pleuronectidae.
AAGUCAGCAGUAGUAGUGCCGAACCAGAGGGGAUGGAGUAAAAGCAAAUAAACAUGGAUCCCGCAGAAGAAAAGACGAGCAAAGAGGUCGAUAUCUACCGCGACACAUGGGUCCGCUUCCUCGGUUAUGCCAAUGAGGUUGGGGAGGCCUUUCGGGCUCUGGUGCCAGUGAGUGUGGUGCGAGGAACCUAUGCUGUGGCCACUGUGUACGUUACUGCUGACGCUGUGGACAAAGGGAAGAAGGCAGCUCUGGCCCACGGGGAGAACCCAGGGAAGACGACACGGAUAGCCGCAGCAGUGGUGGACACGUUUGUGUGGCAGGCGCUCGCCUCUGUGAUCAUCCCGGGCUUCACCAUUAACCGCGUGUGUGCCGGAUCGCUCUACCUGCUGGGCAGAACCACCAAGUUGCCUCUGUCUGUCCGCAAGUGGACCACCACAGCCAUCGGCCUCUCCACCAUCCCCUUCAUCAUCACUCCCAUAGACAGGUCAGUGGACUUCCUGUUGGAUGCCAGCCUCCGGAAAGUCUACAAUGCGGGAGAGAAACACGAAUGAGGAAGGACCCUCGCUGGAAACACUGUCCCCUUCCUGAGCCGAGACCGGUCCAGUGUACACAGACCUGGGCUGAUUAUCCACCGCUGUGAAGCAGUAAAGAUGUGUACAGAAGGAUUUCAUGGAGGGAGAUUUCACAGUAUACACAGUAUACAAGACAUAUAAUAAAUAUAUUUCUGAAUUAUAUUAAAAAAGUUGUAGCAGUUUAGUUGUUAAAAGUGAAAUCCUGCUUUGUGAAAUGUCCCUCUAGGGAUCCUUACCUUUAACCUCUCAGGGCAAUCUGGGUAGCAACACCAAAAAAAGUUUAAAAAGGAAUGUAAAAAAUAUGGAAAAUGUAUUAUUAUUCUGCUUGACAGAGGAAAGAGAGACACUGCUUAUAUGAAAAUUCUUCAGCAGGGUCACAGUGUACCGUUAUAUUUCUAUCAUUGUGAAAACUGCCUCCGAGGUUGCCCUCAGCUGUUUCUCUGCCUGGCAGAGCCUCACCUCAUGAGAUUCAUUACAAACCAGCCGUAUUCAGAGAUACUGUAAACAACCGGCCAAAAAGCCAGUUUGCAAUGAUGUCCCUCUUUAUCUUCUCCCAGUAUAACUUUGUCACAGUUUUUUUUUCUUCUUUGUGUUUUUUGGAAUUGUUGUUUUUUCCGAUGCACUUUUCCAUUGUUUGAUUCUACCGCAUUGUUGGUCACAGGAGCCAAGAUUUGCACUGGGAACAUUUUACACCAGGAUUACGGUCCAUAUGAUUCUAUAUACAGUAGAAUAGUGUAAUAUAUGGUUAUGUUAUUAAGGUAAGAAUACUUGUUGGACCAUCAGGUAGUAAUAAUGAGACCAUUCAUUUAGAAAGUUUGUUAUCAGACACUCCUGUUGUGGUAAUACUGUGACAUUUUGUUGUGUGAAAACGGUAGAAAUCCCUGAUUGGUUUAUGUUGGGGUUUAAUUACAUCAGAGAAAAAGUGUAAAUCUAGGGUUGGUAAUUCUUGAAAUACUUGAAAAAGAACAGGCCACACAAAAUUGAACCGAUACACCCCAGCCCCUCUAACCUGCCUUCUCAUCAAAGGUACCCCCCCAAAACACAUGAACACUCACUGCCUGACGACUGCUAGAAGACAACUUUUCCAUGAGUCUGGCUUUCUAAUUACUUCAGAGAUAUGUGUCUCUCCAGCUGAAGACUCCGGUCAUGUGCAGUGAGUGCAGGCAGGCGGGUCGGUCAGUGAUAAAGAACGCCAGCCGAUCAUUUCAUGCUGUCAGAGUGAAAUGAGCAGUCGUCUUUAUUACAGUUAGGUGAGCGCCACAGACACCGGCUUACUACAUCCGUUUUAUUUGUUGAUGGCCAUCGAGACGUUAAGAGGAUUUCAACAAAUAUGAUGAAGUGUUUCAGAAACAACUUACCAACCCUACCUUAAACUCAUGAGCUGUUUAAGUGUCAUACAAUUAAUCUGAGUAGCUUUUCUGCCUUGGUGCAGAAAACUCAUCUUGUAUAAGCACAUUAAAUGUAGCGUUGCACACUGUGAAGGUCAGUGUAUUUCUAUGCAGGGGAUAGUUUCAGGGGUUUCUUUAGUAAUAAUCACAUACUGUAUGUAAAUUAUUGCCACUGCUUUUCUUUGAGGAGCCAUAUAAUAAACUGUAUCUCAUGCUGAACUAUGCAACAGGAAAUAAGGCAUUAGUGUACAUACAUGAGCUUUGCAAAUUAAAAGGGAUUUGGUAAAUUAGUUUCAUAACGUUUGAAUGAGCUGUCGAUUUGAGACAAAAGAGGAACAAAUUGUGAAUCGCUUUUUUUUGUGUCAGUAUACACCAGUGUACCAUUUAAGCAAUAACUUUAGUUUAUUGUGCACCAUAUUCUCUUUGCUAUGAAGGAUGUGGUUGUCUGUCAUGGAGGGAGAACUGCUGACAGAGAGGAUUGUGAAAACUGGGGAUGCACCAGUUGCCAUUAUUUCUACAUGCUGGUACUGUUCACUCUUGUAACCUAUUUAACGGUAUUUAAUAAUCACAUCAGGUCACAAGGCCGUUUAAACAGUGAUUAUGUUUUUAUUGGUAUUUUUUGUGAUUGAAACACGUGUCCUCAGGGUUCCAGUGUUUGUAACAUUGGAUAUUAUCACCCACUUAACCUUUGUCAUGUUAAUUAGAUUUGUCUUAGCAGAAAAAGCACAAGGUAUGUGUACUAAAGGCUCCAGAAUCAACACCUUAAAGGUUCAGUGUGUAAGUUAGGGUUACAGGGAUCUAUUGGUAGAAAUUGAACAUAAAAUAACCUUCGUGAUGUUUUCA